GUGGAAUCAUGUAUUUCGCCAUGUAAAUAGUAAGAAAAAUCUGCUGAACAUGAGAGGUCAAACAGAGAGAGAUUUAGAUCUGCUCGUCUUGAAAAGAGAAGUGAGACGUCAUGUCAGCCCCUUCAGCCGAGUGUGGGAGGGACCCAGUGUGACGUACAAGCCACACACAUGAAAAUCCAACUCAGAAAGUCUUUCAAAGUAGAUUAAAGAAGACGAAGGUGGAUGGAAGGGACCUUUGCUUUCAGAACAGUUCCUUUGCAGUGCGGUGGAUGACAAACAAGACAGGAGGAACACAUUUUGUGGACUUGUGUAAAUUGACGACUACUAGAAAAGGAUCUGUACACUGCACUCAUUUACUGUUGCCAUUUACCAAUCCAAGUUUGUUUGGUUGACACCAUGGGACCUACCGAUAAAUGCGAACCAGGUAAACGCCUGGUGAAUCGUCAGUGUAAUGACUGUCCCCCCAACGAGUACAGUGCUGAGAGCAACAGCUUGGAUCACUGCCAACUGUGCAACAGCUGCUCUAAAAGCCAGCACCUGAGGGUGAAGAGCGAUUGUACGCCACAUCAGAAUGCAGUGUGUGAAUGCCAGGCAGAUUACUUCUGCACCAACACAGGGGCCGAGAGCUGCACCCACUGCAGCCAGCGGGCCACAUGCCCCCUUGGUCAAGGGGCCAUCAACACUGGGUCACCAGAUAAAGACACGGAGUGCCAACCAUGUCCCCCAGGAUUCUACAGUGACGUGACGGACUACCACUCGCCAUGUUUUCCACAUACAAACUGCACGGGACUGGUACUGAAGAGGGAAGGCAACUCCACAGCAGACUCAGUGUGUGAGCCCGUCAAGAUGACCCCACCAUCACCAUGUCGUACUCCCACCUUACCACCCCACACCUGGAUAUUACCCGCAGGCUUGUGGGUGGGGCUUAUCAUCUCCGUCAUCGUCUUCGCUGCCUACAUUUACUGGAAGAGAAGGCGCCAAUCACGACAGACAGUGAACAUCACGGAUGGACAUGGAGGCAACAUCUCCCCCGCGCUGGCUCCUGACAUACUGCCCCCACCUCCAGAGCUCAAGGACUACAAGGCAGAGUCCACGGAGACUCCGCUACUCUCCUGUGCAGUUGAGACCAGCCCCAACUCCAUGAACUGCACGUGCACCUUGGAAUGCGAUGGAGGCAUGUCACCUAUCGUGACAUCACCAACCUCCCCGAUGAGACUGCACCCAUUGGCUGUCGCCUGUGUCCCGGGUGGCGAGAGCCUUCACUCCACUGUGUGUCACUCAGAGCCGCAGGAGGACGAGUGGCCACAUCAGUGAGCUUUGGGGAGGGAAAUCUACUGCAUGGGUUAUUGCUUGCUUGCACUCAUUGGAGUCAAGGGACACACACACACACA
Molecule: messenger RNA, 1391 nt
Organism: Engraulis encrasicolus (European anchovy)
Lineage: Eukaryota; Metazoa; Chordata; Actinopteri; Clupeiformes; Engraulidae
Product: tumor necrosis factor receptor superfamily member 5
Exons: 8
Coding region: 397-1314 (305 amino acids)
Biological process (GO): positive regulation of tyrosine phosphorylation of STAT protein; positive regulation of angiogenesis; immune response-regulating cell surface receptor signaling pathway
Cellular component (GO): CD40 receptor complex; external side of plasma membrane
Molecular function (GO): antigen binding; CD154 receptor binding
Source: RefSeq, a predicted model, not a curated record